Messenger RNA from Manihot esculenta (cassava), 396 nucleotides. Its product is annotated as secreted RxLR effector protein 161-like. The transcript has a single exon. The record is from RefSeq and is a predicted model, not a curated record. The coding region runs from base 1 to 396 and encodes 131 amino acids. Lineage: Eukaryota; Viridiplantae; Streptophyta; Magnoliopsida; Malpighiales; Euphorbiaceae.
AUGACCCAGUCAAAUAUUACUUUUGCAGUAAAUGUUGUAAGCCAGUUCAUAUCUGCAUAUGUGAAACAUUGGACUGCUCUAGAACAAAUUCUAUGUUAUCUAAAAGGGACUCCUAGACUUGGUAUAAUCUAUAAUGAUCAUGGGCAUACUGCACUUGAGUAUUUUUCUGAUGCUGACUGGGUGAUAUCCAAAAGUGAUAGAAGGUCGACUACAGGCUAUUGUGUAUUGGUUGGAGGAAAUCUAGUGUCUUGGAAAAGUAAGAAGCAAAAUAUGGUAUCCAGAUCCAGUGCUGAAUCAGAAUACAGGGCCAUGACUCAAUCCACUUAUGAGAUUCUAUGGAUGAAUCAUCUGCUGAAGAAAGUUAGUAUGGAUGUUACGUCAUCCGCGAAACUUUAG